Nanorana parkeri is the source of this 3200-nucleotide messenger RNA. RefSeq names its product Cdc42 guanine nucleotide exchange factor 9 (gene ARHGEF9). Gene Ontology annotation, molecular function: guanyl-nucleotide exchange factor activity; protein binding. NCBI's taxonomy places the organism in Eukaryota, Metazoa, Chordata, Amphibia, Anura, Dicroglossidae. The record is from RefSeq and is a predicted model, not a curated record. The coding region runs from base 645 to 2138 and encodes 497 amino acids. The transcript has 10 exons.
CAGAAGCAGCUUCUAAAUCUGUGGAGGGCUCAGCUCAUGCACAGCCCUAUCUGCAAGGAAUCCAAUUAAAAUGCAAGAGAGACACUGAGACACACGCAGCUCUACUCUCUUCUCUUUUCUUCUAAUAGAGAUUUCUGCAUUUUCAAGUCCCAGCAGACAUCACCCCCCCCUUCUUUGCGCUCCAUAAGUGGUUGGAGCAAAGACGUGAAAAAAAAAAAUUAGAAUUAGAUUAAAGAGGGGGAACAAAUUACAGUGAAGGGGGAAACAGAAACCUUGUGUCCCCCUUCUAAUCUAUCAUGGUGGAUGCAUGGACAGUUUUGCAGAGCAAAGAUUGACACCUCAAAAUCUUCCAGCCCCCCGCCUCGACCAUUACAAUGUGUUGCAUUGCACUAUGACCUUGGAUGUCCAAACUGUGGUGGUUUUUGCUGUGAUCGUGGUCUUGCUGCUGGUGAACGUGAUUCUUAUGUUUUUCCUGGGCACUCGUUGAACGGAUUUCUCCCUCCGAGCCAUCGGCAGGAGCUUGCAAGAGAGCACAAUACAGUACCGAGCUUGCAAUGCAACUGAGCCUCAUCAUGGACUCACUGUGAUAUCUAAUCAGCGGUGGAUCUAUUGUAAGUGCUGAGGCAGCAUGGGAUCACGUCACCAUGGCCAACCGGGAGUUGGCGUUUAAAGCCGGCGACGUCAUCAAAGUCCUAGAUGCUUCCAACAAGGAUUGGUGGUGGGGUCAGAUUGAUGAAGAGGAAGGAUGGUUUCCUGCCAGCUUUGUGAGGCUCUGGGUAAAUCAGGAAGAUGGAGUGGAGGAGGGCACCAGCGAAGUGCAAAAUGGGCAUUUGGACCCAAGUUCCGACUGCCUAUGUAUUGGCAGAACCCUCCAGAACCGGGAUCAGAUGAGAGCCAAUGUCAUUAAUGAAAUCAUGAGCACAGAAAGACAUUAUAUCAAGCACUUGAAAGAUAUCUGUGAGGGUUAUUUAAAGCAAUGCAGGAAGCGGAGAGACAUGUUCAGUGAUGAACAGUUGAAGGUCAUCUUUGGAAACAUUGAGGACAUCUACCGGUUCCAGAUGGGCUUUGUCAGAGACCUUGAGAAGCAGUACAACAAUGAAGAGCCACAUCUCAGUGAAAUUGGACCAUGUUUUCUAGAACAUCAAGAUGGAUUCUGGAUAUACUCAGAGUACUGUAAUAAUCAUUUGGACGCCUGCAUGGAGCUCUCCAAGCUGAUGAAGGACGGCAGGUACCAGCAUUUCUUUGAAGCGUGCCGACUACUGCAGCAAAUGAUUGACAUUGCCAUCGAUGGGUUCCUUCUGACACCUGUGCAGAAGAUCUGCAAGUACCCGCUUCAGCUGGCUGAGCUACUAAAAUACACAGCACAGGACCACAGUGAUUACAGGUAUGUGGCGGCUGCUCUUGCUGUCAUGAGGAACGUCACCCAACAGAUUAAUGAGCGAAAGAGGAGACUGGAAAACAUUGACAAAAUUGCACAGUGGCAAGCGUCAGUACUGGACUGGGAGGGAGAUGAUAUCCUGGACAGAAGCUCCGAACUUAUUUACACUGGAGAGAUGCAGUGGGUCUACCAGCCGUAUGGACGCCAGCAGCAGAGAGUAUUCUUCCUAUUUGAUCACCAGUUGGUUCUCUGUAAAAAGGACUUGAUUAGGAGAGACAUCCUUUAUUAUAAAGGUCGCUUGGAUAUGGACAGAUAUGAUGUUAUAGAGGUGGAUGAUGGUCGAGAUGAGGACUUUAAUGUCAGUGUGAAGAAUGCCUUUAAACUACAUAACAAGGAGACAGAAGAAAUGCACCUAUACUUCGCCAAGAAGCUAGAAGAGAAGCUGAGGUGGCUGCGUGCCUUCAGGGAAGAGAGGAAGAUGGUGCAGGAAGAUGAGAAAAUUGGUUUUGAAAUCUCAGAAUACCAGAAGAGGCAAGCGGCAAUGACUGUGCGUAAAGUGAGCAAGCAGAAAGCUGGUGUCAGCUGCCCUCGCUCAGUACCUCCAGCAUAUCCGCCGCCUCAGGAGCCAGGGGCCAUCCAGGGACAGUAUAUGGUGACCGACGGCAUUUCACAACCACAAGUUUUUGAGUUCACUGAACCUAGGAGAAGUCAAUCCCCAUUCUGGCAAAACUUCAGCAGGUUGACGCCUUUCAAAAAAUGAUACAGAAAUUUAAAUAUAUAAAUAUAUAUUGAGAAAGGAGUAUUAAAAUUAGAAAAAAAGAAAUUAUAUUUAUAGAUGGCUCUUUUUUCGGAGAAGCACUGUUGCAAUUAUACUAUGAAAGGACCAAAAAGAAAAAAAAACUGGAAAACUAACUAAAAAAGAAAACUUUUUACUCCUUAAACUAUUUCAUUUUAUUUCCUCCCCUACCCGCCGGACAUCAGGAACUGCUCUGCUUUGAAAAGCUCCAUGAUCCAUUUUCUCACUCUGAAGAGUUUAAUUCACAAUCAGAAGAUGUUCGCCGUUUUUCUCCUCGGACUCUGGGACUUUCCUCACUUUCCAUGUUAGUGACCACUCACGUUUCUGAGUCGCCUGGUUUCCAGUGGAAAUUGCACAUAUUGUUUAAAAGAACAUUCUCUCUGAUUUAGAAGGGAAACAUGGUAGUAAAAAGGAAAGCACUCAAACAACACACGCACUGCUUUCAUUUCAUGAUAUCCAUCAACAUACAUCCCAAUGCCUGCAGAUCCAGUGGGACUGCCAAAGAGCCGCUAGUUCCCCUGGUGCUGGAAGGUUUACCUGUGCCUCAUAUUCAUUACUUCCUCAAUGGAACCAUUUUGAAAGUGGUCGCACUCUCAACAAAGCACUGCUGCACAAGAAAUGACAGGGAAAACUAGCAGAAGACAUAGGCUAGGUUAAAGCUGUAUUAACCUAGAUGAACAGAGUUUGGAAGUGGAACUGAGGAACAGCACCCUAUGCUGGCUGUGCAUUGUUAAAUACUCUUCUCAUUUGAAUCUCUGUUUGUUCACAAGGUAUAAAGAGGCAGGAAAAGUAGAACUAUAGCUUCUUGCUCGCCUAGCGAUCCUCCACUAUUGUAGCUGUAGCAGAGCUUUGUAGUUCCCAGUGAGUCUGCUAGCUACUGUGCAGUCUCUCUAUUGCUUUAACUGUUCCGUAAAUGUUCUGGGAUAUGGAUAAAACAUGGCUCGUUACACUUUUAUCACAUUGUGAUAUUUAUUUCCUGUUCUUCCCAAAGAGUAUGGUUUUUAUUGUUUUAUUUUCAUUUUCAGU